This is a messenger RNA of Ogataea philodendri, 5244 nucleotides long. RefSeq lists its product as uncharacterized. The transcript is spliced from 3 exons. The record is from RefSeq and is a predicted model, not a curated record. The coding region runs from base 1 to 5244 and encodes 1747 amino acids. Gene Ontology annotation, biological process: positive regulation of transcription by RNA polymerase II. Gene Ontology annotation, molecular function: histone binding; ATP-dependent chromatin remodeler activity; DNA binding. Gene Ontology annotation, cellular component: nucleus. Lineage: Eukaryota; Fungi; Ascomycota; Pichiomycetes; Pichiales; Pichiaceae.
AUGGCCGAAUCGGCGAGUGAUCUGGAUAUAAAGAAGUCAUAUAGAAAGCUCGCCAUCAAGCUUCAUCCGGAUAAAAACAAGCAUCCGCAGUCAUCAGAGGCGUUCAAGAAGUUGGCCAAGGCGUUUGAGGUGUUGAGCGACACGGGAAAACGGAAGAUAUUCGAUCAGACGGGCUCUGAUCCGGAUUCACGUGGUGCACCAAGCAUGUCGUCCAGCGGUGCUGGAUUUGGAGGGGCCAAUCCGCGGAUGAACCCAUUCAUGAACAUGAAUGGAGGCAUGCCGCAAGGAUUCAUGUUUGACGACGACAUACUGAACAUGUUUUUCGGAGGUCCGACUGCAGGGUUUGGAGGCAAUACAUUUACUUUCCAUUUUGGAGGCCCCGGAGGCGGAGCAGGUUUCCAAGGCCCGCGAGGAUUCGGACCAAGACCUACACGGCAGCGCGCCAAUGCGCAUGCAAGAGACAACCAGACCGAGCAUGGUAAGCUGUGGGAUCUGAUCACGCAGUUGGGUCCGUUAUUAAUAGUUUUCGUUCCGAUUCUGCUGGGCACGCUUUUCGGAGAAAGCAAUUCGAAUUACAACAAGUUGCCGAAAUUUUCGUUCGAAACGUCUCCGAUGUUCAGUCAGGAAAGGUUCACGCCAACAUACAGAGUUCCGUACUAUGUGAACCCGAACUCGCUGGAGUCGUACAGUGGUGGCUCUGACCGGUUGCUGAGAAACCUGGAUAAGAGCGUUGAGCAAUACUACGUCACGGAUCUGCGGAAUAAGUGCCACCGGGAAGAAACGUUGAAAGACCGGAUGAUCGAAGAUAGCUACGGGUGGUUUUUCGUCGAUAACGAGAAAUUGGAGCGUGCACAGCAACUGGAGCUCAAGAGCUGCGACCGACAGCAUACUCCUCAGUAUAUCCAACAACAACAACAUACACAACCUCCGGCGCACAUUAAAAACCUCACCCCGGAUCAAUUGCAAAACAUAUACAAACGGCUUCAACUGCUUCGAUCUCAGCACGGUGAAAAUGCCAAACAAUUGCCCGAAUUUGCAGAGCUCGCUUCCGUGCUGACUCAAUUCUCCCAGUACCAGCGACAACUCAAGGCCCGUGGCCAGAUGCCACAGUUUCAGGACAAACAGUCUUUUACUCCCAUGCAACAGCAGCCCCAGCCCCAGCAGCAACAGCAGCAGCAGCAGCAGCAGCAACCUCCACAGCCCAACAAGCCGGGCUCGUUCGGACCGUCGCAGAUCUUCUCGCCUCCUCAUUCGCAGCUGCUCAAGUACCAGAUUGCCGCGUUCAAAAAGUUUAUACAGAACCAGCCCAUAGAGCCCGAACUCGCUAAUGUCAUCAACAUAUCGUUCCAGCAGUAUAAUAGACAGGUGGGCGAGCCAAACGCGUCUUUGGACCACCAGAACGGCGCGUUCUUCAAGCAACAACAGCAGCAACAGCCACAACAAAAACAACACUUGAAAAAAGACCCGUUCGUUCCUGUUCAGAAACCUCAGAUACCCCAGAUGCAGUCCGCCAAGGCCUCGCCGAUGCAGCCGAACCAGCAAUUGAUGGCCGGCCAGCCUGUCAUGAUGAACCAGCAGCCCCAGGCAAGAACACCAAGUGCACAGCCGCAACAGUUCCACAUGCCACCCCAGCCGCCAGUCAUCAAGCAGGAGCCUCCAAAACAACCCCCAGCCAAGGGUUUGCCGCCUCAUGCGCCGGCGCCGCUCGAGGAAAUGACAAAAAAGUACCCAGACGUUUCAAACAUCAUCACUACAGUGGACCCACAGGUCAUGGUGGACAGUUUCUCGUUACCAAGAGAGCUGCCUCCUGUUCCAUUUGAGUUUCUCGAUAAUCCCAAGUCCAAAAUCAUCACACCAUCGCUGUACCCAAAGCCUCUGGAUAUCGUCCAGGCUGCAGAGACAGAGAAAUUGGUGAACCAAUUGCAUUUCCAACAAGAACUGGAUGAACUUGAAAAAUUAAAGGACGAAGACGAAGAUUACAUUUUAGAAUAUACUCUGAUGACGUUGCUGCCUUACCAAAAGGCUGUCCGCGGCCACGUGGUUAGUACCGUGUUCCAUCAAAACUCGUUGCUCACCAACCACCUUCCUAAUUUCUCAGCAAGAGUUCGAGGCGUCAACACCCAUGACGCAUCAAUUACUCACGCGCUUUACAACCAGCAAAAGACAAUGACGGCAUUAUCGAAAAGAAACAUGUUGGAGGAGCGCCAGGCUAACAUUCUUAGCGUUUCUGACGAUUACAAGAAAUACCUUUCUUCUCGCAAAGACAAGCUCUCGAGAAUUGCUAGAGGUGUGCACAAUUUCCACGCCCAAACCGAGAAGGAGGAACAACGUCGUGUCGAAAGAAACGCCAAGCAGAGAUUACAGGCUCUUAAGGCCAACGAUGAAGAGGCUUAUAUCAAGCUUUUGGACCAGACUAAAGAUACCAGAAUUACGCACAUUUUGAGGCAGACCACUGGAUUCUUGCGCACGUUGAUCGAGUCUGUUAAAGUUCAGCAGAGAGAUACUCAGGAACACAUGGUCCAUUACCGUCGUGCUGAGUCUGAAGAGGCCCCGGUGGACGAGCAAGAUGAAGAGGAGCGUGAAAAUGCCGACUACUACUCCGUUGCUCACCGUGUUCAGGAGAAGAUUGAAAAACAGCCAUCCAUCCUUGUUGGUGGAACACUCAAGGAGUAUCAGAUCAGAGGUUUGGAAUGGAUGGUCUCGCUGUUCAAUAACCAUUUGAACGGUAUUCUUGCCGACGAGAUGGGGCUGGGUAAGACCAUCCAAACCAUCUCUCUUCUCACCUACAUCACCGAAGUGAAAAAAAUUCCUGGUCCGUUCCUUGUUAUCGUGCCGCUUUCGACACUGCCCAACUGGAAUUUGGAGUUCGACAAGUGGGCACCAAGUUUGAAGAAGAUCAGUUACAAGGGAUCACCUCAAGUGCGUAAGGAGUUGGCAUUUGAUGUCAGAGCGGGAAACUUUAACGUUUUACUGACAACAUACGAGUAUGUGAUCAAAGAUAAAUACCUCCUCUCGAAGGUGAAAUGGGUUCACAUGAUCAUUGAUGAAGGUCACAGAAUGAAGAACACAAAGUCCAAGCUUUCGUCGACACUGACAGAAUACUACCAUUCUGACUACAGACUGAUUUUGACGGGUACUCCAUUACAAAACAACCUGCCAGAGUUGUGGGCCUUGUUGAACUUUGUGCUUCCAAAGAUCUUCAACUCCGACAAGUCUUUCGACGACUGGUUCAACACUCCGUUUGCCAAUACCGGAACUCAGGACAAGUUGGAACUGUCCGAGGAAGAGACGUUGCUGGUUAUCAGAAGAUUGCACAAGGUGUUGAGACCAUUCUUGUUGAGAAGAUUGAAGAAAGACGUCGAGAAGAGUUUGCCAAAUAAGGUCGAAAAGGUCAUCAAGUGCCGUAAGUCGGGACUACAAGUUAAGCUUUACCACCAGAUGCUCAAGUACAAUCAGCUAUUUGUGGGAGACUCCGAUUCGAAAGCUCCUGUUGGUAUCAAAGGUAUGAAUAACAAGCUGAUGCAGCUGAGAAAGAUUUGCAACCAUCCAUUUGUUUUCCCAGCCAUUGAAGACAUGAUCAACCCGUCCCAUGAGAACAACGACACUAUUUGGAGAACGAGUGGUAAGUUUGAGCUGUUGGAUAGAAUUCUUCCGAAGUUCCGUGCCAGUGGCCACAGAGUGUUGAUGUUCUUCCAGAUGACCCAGAUUAUGGACAUCAUGGAGGAUUUCCUCAGAUUCAGAGGCAUGCACUAUAUGAGACUAGAUGGUGAUACUAAGGCCGAUGACCGUACGGCUCUGUUGAAAGACUUUAAUGCCGAUGACUCACCGUACUUUGUGUUUUUGUUGUCCACCAGAGCUGGUGGUUUGGGAUUGAACUUGCAGACGGCAGACACGGUCAUUAUUUUCGACACCGACUGGAACCCCCACCAGGACUUACAGGCACAGGACAGAGCGCACCGUAUUGGUCAGAAGAACGAGGUGCGAAUUUUGAGACUGAUCACGAGCGACUCUAUUGAGGAGUACAUUCUCGAGAGGGCCCACCAGAAGCUCGACAUUGACGGCAAGGUUAUCCAGGCCGGAAAGUUUGACCAGAAGUCGACUUCCGAAGAACAGGAGGCGCUGCUGCGUCAGCUGCUGGAGGCCGAAGAGAACGAGAAGGACGAGGACGAGGUGCUUGACGACAACGAUCUGAACGAGAUUCUUGCUAGAAACGAGGACGAGCUCAAGACUUUCCAGAAGUUGGACGAGGAGCGUAUCGAGGAGGCGCACGGCCAGCCACGGUUGAUUGCCGAGUCGGAGCUGCCGGAGAUCUACAACCAGGAGCCGGAGAUCACAGACGAAGCGGAAGAGAUGUUGCAGUACGGCCGUGGCACGCGGGAGCGCAAGGUCCAGCACUACGACGAAAACAUCACCGAAGAGCAGUGGCUGCGGGAGAUCAACGGGUACGCGUCUGACGACGACGGGGCCAGGCCGAAGAAGAGCAGAAAGCGUCGGAAGAAGAACGACGUUGUUGCUGAGGAGCUGGACGGGCUUGUGGACGAGAACGGCGACCUUGCCGACUUUAUAGACGACGACGACGAGGAAGUUGCGCACAAGAAGCCCAAGACUGCGAAGCGCAAGCUCAAGGUUGGGUCCGAGCGGUCCACGAGGUCUCCGUCCGAGUUGGGCGACUCUGCACCGCAGACUCCAGCGGGCGGGUUCAUUGCCAAGAAGCGCAAGGGCAGGGGACAGGCUGCGUCGGCCCCAAUUUGCCGCAAGGAGAAUUUUGUGCCCCAGGAGCUCACCAUGGAGGAAAGACACAGUCUCCAGCUGCAACUCAACGAUAUUCUCGACCAGCUGCUCAACAUGAACUCUGAAGAUGGCCGCAAACUGUCUGCGAUCUUCCUCACCAAACCUGUCAAGCGCAUCUACCCGGACUAUUACGUGAUAAUCAAAAAUCCGAUCGCAUUUGACGGAAUCAAACGCAGAGUCCAGGGCGAGAUCUACUACAACCUUGAGGAGUUCAUGUACGAUCUCCAUCUAAUGUUUGCCAACGCAAGAAUCUACAACCAGGAAGGUUCUGUCGUUUACAACGAUGCCAACGACAUGGAGCAAGAAGCGUUGAGACUCUACGCCAAUAUCAGAGACGGAGCCACCAUGGACUUCACCGAGUUCGACGAGCGGUUUGGGCUAAAACGAAACCCUCCCGCUGCGGUUGCAGGGCAACCAGUCAACGGCUCGUUUGUUCCAGAAGUGGCCCCGUAA